AAAGUCACCAAACCCAUGAAGAGCGUGCAGGUGCCAGAGACUCAGGUGGCCACGUUCGAGUGUGAAGUUUCUCACUUCAACGUCCCGUCCACGUGGCUGAAGGACGGUGUGGAGAUCGAGAUGAGCGAGAAGUUCAGGAUCGUGGUUCAAGGAAAACUUCACCAGCUGAAGAUCAUGAACACCAGCAGGAACGACUCCGCAGAGUACACCUUCGUCUGCGGCAACGAUCGAGUGUCCGCCACGCUCACCGUUACCCCCAUCAUGAUCACAUCCAUGAUGAAAGACCUGAACGCUCAGGAAAGAGACACCAUCACCUUCGAGGUCACCGUCAACUACGAGGGCAUCACCUACAAAUGGCUGAAGAACGGCGUGGAGGUCAAGUCGUCGGACAGAUGUCAGGUCCGCAGUCGGCAGCUCACGCACUCGCUCACCAUCCGAAAUGUUCACUUCGGAGACGGAGGAGAGUACCAGUUUGUGGCCGGCUCAGCUGCCUCCGCCGCAAAUCUGUUUGUGGAAGCCCGAGUGAUUGAAUUCACCAAGAAGAUCAAGGACAUAAAGAUCACAGAGAAGAAAAAGGCGAUAUUUGAAUGUGAGGUUACGGAGCCAAACAUCCAGGUGAUGUGGAUGAAGGACGGUCAGGAGCUGGACCUGUCGGAGGAACGGUACAUCGUGACAGCAGAAAAGUACGUUCACCGUCUGAUGAUCCAGACGGUUCGCAUGUCCGAUGCUGGAGUGUAUUCAGUGGUGGCUGGGUCGAGUGUCUCCAAAGCUCAGCUCACAGUCGAGGGUCGCGACAUCCGGAUCUCUGAACCUGCCGAGCGGGAAAUUACAGUUCUGGAGAAACAACGAGCGACCUUCGAGUUUGAGGUGAACGAGGACGAUGUGGAGGGUCGCUGGCUGAGGAACGGGGUGGAGAUCCAAGUCUCUGUGGAGGAACGGUUCAACUAUGUGGCCAUCAGAAAGCUGCACCGCCUCACCAUCUCUGAGACCUACAGGAGUGACGCCGGGGAGUACAUCUUCAUCGCCGGCAAAAACAGGAGCACCAUGCACCUCCGGGUCAACAUCCCAGAGCCUCCGCAGAUCCUUCGCCACAUGGAGCCUCAGUCGUUAGAAGCUGGUAAACCGGCUCGCUUCUCCGUGAAGGUGAGCGGCGUUCCUCAGCCUCAGGUCUUCUGGUAUAAAAACUCCCAGGCCCUGUCUCCGGGCUUCAAGUGCAAGUUCCUUCACGACGGCGACGAGCACACGCUGCUGCUGAUCGAGGUCUUCCCCGAGGACACCGCCGUCUACAACUGUGAAGCAAAGAACGACUAUGGUACUGCCACGAGCACUGCAGCGCUCAACGUGGAAGUUUCAGAAGUGGUGUCUCCGGACUCCGCCGCUCCUGUUGCUCCGCCUGUCGUCAUUUCACCCAUCGCCAACACUUCAGCUUGUGAGGGAGAACCGGCUCGCUUCCAGUGCAGAGUCCGUGGAGAUGAUGUGAAGAUCACCUGGUUCCACAGGGAGAAGGAGAUCAAGCAGUCAGACUUCUUCAGGAUGUCUCUGUUUGACGACAGCUGUCAGCUGGAGGUCUCCAGGGUGUACCCAGAGGACGAGGGGGAGUACAGCUGCGUGGCCACGAACAGUGCCGGCACUGUCUCCUGCUCCGCCAUCCUCACACUGGACGUGACUCAUGUGAGAGAGCAGAUCGAAGCCAAGAUUGAGCAGGAAGUCAAAGUGCCACCUGUCUUUAGGCUGAAAAUCACACCUGUGGAGAUAAACGUUGGCGGACACGCCAAGCUCGAAUGUGAGAUCGAGGAUGCUCCGAGUGUGACCUUCAAAUGGUACAAGUCUGGUGUUGAGGUCAGACAGAGUGAGAAGUAUCGAAUCAUCAGCAGCUACAGCAGUUCCUCUUUGGAGCUCCUGAACCCAGUGAAGGCCGACAGUGGUGAAUACAGCUGCAAGGCUUCGAACCAGCACGGCACUGACAGCUGCACCGCCUCACUCAUCGUCACCGAACCGGCUAAGAUCGUGGAUAAGCCCGACUCUCUGAGUGUGACGGCAGGAGAUAUCGCCGCCCUCGAGGUCAAAGUGCGUGGAACCCCAGAGCUCGUCCCCAAGUGGUUCAAGGACGGCGUGGAGCUGGCCUCUGGGAGGAAAUACAAGAUCUCAUUCUCCCGGAUGAUUUCCAGCCUAAACGUUCUUUCUGCUGAGAAACUGGACUCUGGAGAAUAUACGUUUGAGGUCAUGAACGAGGUCGGGAAGGACCUGAGCAAAAUUAAUCUCACCGUCUUAGAUAAGAUCAUUCCUCCGACCUUCUCCAGGAAGUUGAAGGACUGUAACGCAGUUGUCGCAGAAGCUGGAGAGAUGGAGUGUAAAGUGUCAGGUUCUCCCCCUUUCACCAUCUCAUGGUUCCACGAUGGCGAGGAAAUUCAGAGCGGACCCAACCAUGAGAUUUCCUUCAGUGAGAACAGCUGCAUGCUCAGAGUUCCCUCGCUGAAGCUGUCCGACUCGGGAAUGUAUAAAUGUAAAGCUGUCAACAAGGCGGGAUCCAGUGAAACCAGCGCGUUGCUUGGUGUCAAAGAACCUCCGUCCUUUGUGGUGCCACCUCAGCCGGUGGAGGCGAUGCCGGGCUCGAAUGUGACGUUCUCAGCGAUGGUGAAAGGCAGCGCGCCGCUCAAACUGAAGUGGUUCCGAGGAGCGAAAGAGAUCCUGGCGGGUCAAGGCUGUGAUUUCUCCUUGAAGGAUAACCAGGUGGUUCUGGAGCUUUUCAACGUGAACAGAUCUCACGCUGGCGAGUACACGUGUCAGAUCGCCAAUGACGCCGGAAAGGAAAGCUGUCCAGUUAACCUCACUGUCAAAGAACCCGCUGCCUUCUCCAAGAAGCUGAAGGACAUGGCGGUGGAGAAGGGGAAACCGUUAACUCUGGAGUGCACGUACGCCGGAACACCAAAGAUAACGGUGAACUGGUACAAAGACGGACAGCAAAUCUUUGCUUCCUACAAAUACAACAUCACCACGACGGAGAGCUCUUGCAUCCUGGAGUGUCUCAGUACAGACGACAAGGAGGCGGCAGGACGAUACAGCUGCCGAGUGUCCAACGAUGCCGGAGACGACACAUGUGAGGCGGCCGUCUCCAUUCUCGAGCCACCGUAUUUUGUCGAGUCUCUGGAGCCCAUGGAGGUGACCGCCGGGGACGCCGUGUGUCUCAAGUGUCAAGUGGCAGGAACUCCUGACAUCAAGGUGUCGUGGUUCAAGGCUGACGGUAAAGUGCGGUCCAGCCCCACCUGUAAGUUGGAGUACUCAAAGGGCGUCGCCUGCCUGAAGCUCAGCAAAGCCACCAAGGCCGACAUCGGAGAAUACAGCUGCAAGGCGGAGAAUCGCAUUGGCUCCUCCUCCUCCACCUGCAGACUCAGUGUUCAAGAGGCCAAAACGCCACCAACCUUCCCCAAGAAGAUCACCAGCCUGCAGCAGACGGAGGGUCUGCCUGUCAGGUUCGAGUGCCGUGUCGCGGGCUCGUCACCCAUCGAGGUGUCGUGGCUGAAAGACGGCGAGCCUCUGACGCAUGGAAACGACUUCUCUAUGUUGUACGAUGACAAUACGGCCGUGCUGCAGAUUGACCACAGUGAGAUGAGGCACUCUGGAGAGUACACCUGCGUGGCCAACAACAGCGUGGGCUCGGCCUCUUGCAGAGCCAAGCUCACCCUGCAGGAACCCAGAUACCCUCCAGUCUUUGACAGGACGUUGUCACCACAGGAAGUGACAGUGGGCGACAGCAUCGAGCUGGAGUGUCACAUGACCGGCUCCGCCCCCAUUAAAGUCACAUGGUCCAAAGACCACAAAGACAUUCGCUCUGGGGGGAAUUAUAAGAUGAGCUGCGAUGAUAACACGCCGCACCUGACCAUUGUGAAGGCAGAUAGAGCCGAUACAGGGAGGUACUUCUGCCAUGCCACUAAUGACGUGGGGAAGGACUCUUGUUCCUCUGACAUCACGGUCAAAGAGCGUAAGAACCCUCCAGUGUUCACCAAGAAGCCAUCAGAGCACAUCGAGGACAUGGAGGGAAAACUGGUGAAGAUGGAGGGACGGGUUUCGGGCUCUCAGCCCAUAUCCAUCACCUGGUUCAGAGACAACACGGAGAUCCACAGCUCCGACAAAUAUGACAUCAGCUUUAAGAGUAACGUGGCCGUGCUGUGCAUCAAGAGCAGCCAGGUGAGCGACAGCGGCAGCUACACCUGCCAGGCCUCCAAUGAGGCGGGAAGAGCCUCCUGUGACAUCACCGUGGGCAUCUCAGAGGCCAAGAAACCUCCGGUCUUCGAUGUCUCGCUCAAACCGGCGACGGUGGACGAGGGUGAGAAGCUGAGCCUCAGGUGUCACGUCUGCGGGUCACCGCCUCUGAAGAUCCAGUGGAUGAAGGACAGGAAGGACCUGAUGUCGGCCGGAAGCACCAGGAUCAGCUUCUCCGAUGGGACAGCCUGCCUGGAGAUUAGCGCCGCCUCCAGACACGACGCUGGCGAUUACCUCUGCAAGGCGUCCAAUGAGGCUGGCAGCGAGUUCUGCAAAGCUAAAGUGACAGUCAAAGAGAAACCAGGAGCAGCCCCGCCUCGGGCUGAAGCUCCAGCUGUUGCUCCGCCCAAAAAACUGGACAACCUGUUCUUCAUCGAGCAACCGAAAACUGCUCACGUGACUGAGAAGGGCACCGCCACCUUCAUCGCCAAGGUGGGCGGAGACCCGAUCCCCAGUGUGAAGUGGAUGAAAGGGAAGUGGAGGCAGAUAACGCACGGUGGCCGGAUCUCCAUCGAACAGAAGGGCCAGGAGGCCAAACUGGAGAUCAGAGAGGUGACCAAGUCAGACUCGGGUCAGUACAGGUGUGUUGCUUCCAGCAAGCACGGAGAGAUCGAGUGCAACACCGACAUGCACGUGGACGAGAAGAAAGAGGCGUCGCUGCUCGAGGGAGACCUCCGAGCCAAACUGAAGAAGACGCCAUCGAAGCAGAAGAGUCCACAGGAGGAGAAGGACAUCGACAUCGUUGAGCUUCUGAGGAAUGUGGACCCCAAAGAGUACGAGAAGUAUGCCCGCAUGUACGGCAUCACAGACUACCGCGGACUGCUGCAGGCCAUCGAGCAGCUGAAGAAGGAGAAAGCUGAAGAAAGUGGAAGACCGGAACUGGAACGUGGAGACAGAGAGUCAGAUGAGGACAUGGCCCGACUGGUGGCCGACCUGCAGAAGAGGAUGGAGCGCACAGAGCCCGUCACUGUGGUGAAGGACAUCUCCGAUCAGUCAGUCUUCACCAACAAAGAGGCGGAGUUUGAGUGCGAGAUCAAGAUCAACUACCCAGAGAUCACCCUGUCCUGGUACAAGGGCACGCAGAAACUGGAUAGCAGUGACAAGUACGACAUCAGCAUCAGUGGCGACCGCCACCUGCUCAAGAUCAAGAAGUGCCAGUCGUCCGACCAGGGCAACUAUCGGGUGGUCUGUGGGCCGCAUAUCUCCAGCGCCAAGCUCACUGUCAUGGAAGUGGAGGUUGAGAAGCAUCUGCAGGACACAUCGGUUGCCAGAGUCGCUAUCGAGGAAACGGUGGAGACUCAGAGAAUUGGAGUGAGAGAGGAACUCCCAACUAAAGUUCGCAAACCUGAGGAGAAAAAGCCUGAAGAGAAGCUGACAGCAGCAGUGAAGGUCCAGCCUGAAGUCGAGGCCAAAAAGCCGGUGGAGGAAAAGGUUGCAGUGGUUUCAGUUCCAGAGAAGAAGGAAGUUCCUGCUCUCAAAGAACCGGAGGAGCUUCCGAGGCCUGUUGUUCCUUCGCUGCCCACUGAAAAGCCUGGAGUGCCAAAGAAAGAUGAGUCCAGGCCUCAGGUUCUAGCAGAGCCCAAAAAGGUGGCCCCCGCAGAAGAACCUAAACCCAAACCGAAAGCAGAACCUCAACCAAAGCCUAAACCCUCACCCCCCAAAGCAGAACCUGAACCCAAACCUGCCAAGAUCCAGCUGGAGCCUGAAGCUAAACCGGCAGCGCUGAAGAAGCCUACAACACCACCCUCCAAAGAACCUGGAGAACCUGGAAAACCUGAGCUGGCAAAGGUUAAGCCUAAGACCAAGCCAGAACCAGGAGUCCAAAAACCGGAACCAGGAGUCCAAAAACCGGAACCAGGAGUCCGAAAACCAAAACCAGAACCAGAACCAGAAAAACCAAAACCAGUGGUCCGUAAGCCAGAGCCUCCUGUAACAAAACCCCACCCAGCCGUCGCCAUGCCAGAACCUUCAGCACCAACAGCAGAACCAGUCAUGGUUCCCAAACCUGAGCCGGCCAUGAAAAAACCUGAAGCAAAACCAGAACCACCCAAGACCAAACCAGAACCGACGGCUGCUCCAAAGGAACCGUUGAGGAAAGAACCAGAAACAGCAGCAAAGAAGGAGGGGCUUCCUCCAGCUACAGUCCAACUGAAGGUGCAGAGAGAAGAAGAAGCACCACAGAAGAAGCCUGUGGCAGCUAAAGUUCUCGUGGAGGAAAAGCUUCCCGAAGCUCCAACAGCAGCAAAGGAACCAGAGGCUGCCGUCGUUCCUCCCAAAGUGCUGAAGAGAGAGAAAGCUUUCAAAGCUAAACUGGUGCCAGACGAGGUUUCUGAAACGGUUCCUCACAAAGUGAUUGAUGAGGUAGUUGAGUUGAAGACUGAACUCAAGACUGUUAAAAAACCUGAAACUGCACCAGAGCGACGAGCUCCACAGAAAACUGAGCUGAAGGAAAGAACUCUGGACAGAGUUCCAGAGCGACCUGAGAGAAAAGAGGAGGAAACUCUAAAGAUGCUUCCAGAAGAACAUGUUGAGGAAAAAGUUUCAGACAAGGCUGCUCCAGAGAGGAGGCCUGUCAAAGUUCCUCAGGAGGUGACGGAGGACGAGAGGAAACCGCCUGAGGAACUUCCUGUGAAGGUGCAGGAAGUGAAAGUCAAGAAGGUGUCAAAGAAACAAACAGAGAGAAUCUCUGUGGAUAAAACAGCUGAAGUUCAACCAGAGGUUGAAGAAACUCUUCGUAAAGGUACAGCUUCAUGA
This is a messenger RNA of Paralichthys olivaceus (Japanese flounder), 7014 nucleotides long. Lineage: Eukaryota; Metazoa; Chordata; Actinopteri; Pleuronectiformes; Paralichthyidae. The record is from RefSeq and is a predicted model, not a curated record.